Molecule: messenger RNA, 2781 nt
Organism: Drosophila nasuta
Lineage: Eukaryota; Metazoa; Arthropoda; Insecta; Diptera; Drosophilidae
Gene: Usf
Product: upstream transcription factor usf
Exons: 2
Coding region: 338-1660 (440 amino acids)
Biological process (GO): regulation of transcription by RNA polymerase II
Molecular function (GO): RNA polymerase II cis-regulatory region sequence-specific DNA binding; DNA-binding transcription factor activity, RNA polymerase II-specific; protein dimerization activity
Source: RefSeq, a predicted model, not a curated record
AGAUAAGGAUGCCAGACGCAGAAAAGCACAAACAGCACAUAUCGUCGCAAUUACAGUUAUUAUUGUUGUUGUUGUCGUCGAACAGCAGCAGCAGCAGCAAAUGUGUUGAUAAUAUACAUUCUCAGCCUUUCUAAAUGGCCAGAGAAAUGCAAUUGAAAUUGCCAUCGAGCUACCAGCUACACAACGGCAGUUAAUACCAGCAGCAGCAGUAGCGCCUACGCCUCUCAACUACAACAGCAGCAGCAGCAACGAAAGAAAGUUACGUGAACAAAAACAUCACAAGAACUUCGACACUAAGGCAAACACACCAACAAAAAAAAAAAACUCAUUGUGUGAAAUGACAGCAAAGACAAACAACAACAAAAUUAACAAGAAGAACAAAAAACAGCCAGUUGCAAUGAAUGUGAAGAAACGGCCACGUCUGGAGCUGGCCACAGCUGCAACAACAACAACACCAACGCCACUAACAACAACAGCAACAACAACAACAGACGUCGCACUUUAUGGGAACGUUAAUGGAAAUCUGAGCAGCACAACAAAUGGUUUAUUUCUGACCAGCAGCGUUGUGGGUGGCAUGGGAAUGGGAAUGGGAGACGGUGCUCAAAUCUAUUUGACCAUUUGUGGCGACGAUGAUAACUCGAAUGAAUCUCAAGAGUUUUAUGCCAUCGAGAGCAUUAAGCAGGAGCCCGAUUUGGAUGCAUUGCAUGCGGCACAUUGCAUGCUGCCCACAAAUCUGCAGCUGCCAACUGGUUGUGAAAUCUAUUUAGUUAAGGACAACACGACUGCGACGGCUGCUGCAACAACAAUAGCCGCAACAACAACAACAGCAAACAAGAUAAACCACAGCAGCCACAACAAUGAGCAUUUGGCGUCCAUCAAACUGGAGCCGGACUCCACGAAUGUGUUGUUCAUGAGUGGCGGUGGCGGUGGCGGUGGCAACAACAACAACAGUAGCAACGGCAAUUUAAUUGUGGCCAAUAAGGAUACGGCUGCAGUAGCGCCAUCUGUCGGCGGCAGUGGAGGCGUCGGCAACUACAAUGUUAAGCUGGAUGCGUACAAGAAACGCGACGAUAAACGUCGUGCCACCCAUAACGAGGUGGAACGACGUCGUCGCGAUAAAAUCAAUUGCUGGAUCUUUAAGCUGAAGGAGAUGCUGCCAACGGAUGGCAAUCGUUAUAAGCCAACAACGAACAGCAUGGCCGAUAGCUUAGAGACGACGACAACGACGGCAACGGCGACGACGUCGCCAACUACGACGAGCAGCAGCAGCAGCAUGAAAAGUAAUCCAAAUGCAAAUGGAAGUGCAAAUGGACGCACACCGCCCAACGAUUCGAAAUCGCAAAUACUGAUCAAGGCCUGUGACUAUAUUAAAAGCAUGCAAAACGAAAUCGAUAACUUACGCGACUGUUUGCGUGAGGCGGAGAGUCUGCGUUUGAGCAAUCAGGCAUUGCGCGAUGAGCUGCAGCAUCUGAAGCAACAACAGGAGCUGCAGGAGCGUUUCAAUACCGCUGGCGGUUCAUUCAACGUAACGCUCAAUUCGCUGAAUAGCUCAGCUACUAGUGACCUCUUCGAUGGCAUCGAUACGGCACCAAAUCUAUCAACGGUCUCAUCGAUUAAUUUCACCAAACGCGGCCUCAUCAUCGCUGACUACGAUGAAUGAAGUGCGCGUGCGCGCCAUAUUUGAAUUUCAUUCGAAUUCAAAGAAACUACAAGAAAACUAUCCAACCAUCAUCAAACAUUACUAUUAUUACUCAACCAAAGAACAAUGCGUAACAACAGGAGAACAACAAUAGUCAUUAUAUUAACAUUUAUAUACAUACGUGUGCAUACACAUAUGUUUGUGUGUAUGUGCCAUAAUCUCAAUAAUAUUGUAGAUGGAUGGAUGGAUGAGGGUGAUGCGGGCGCUGCUUCGGUUGCAGCCGAAGAAAUCUUUAUUGUUAUCGCUGAUAUUUCUUCCGUUUGUGGUAACACACACACACACACCUAUUGUUGUCAUCCCCUUCCUUCUUACUUCCCGCAUAUUAGUACAAUACAGUAUAUAUACAUACAUAUACAACCAUUACACAUAUUUACAUGUUGUCUAUUUAAACAAAACAAAAGAAAACAAAACAUAAGGAAUACCGAAAACUAUUUCAUAUUUUGAGCAUAUUGUGCUUGUUUUUCGAUUUUAUUGUAAUUGUUACUCGCACUAAUUAAAUAAUGUAAAGUAUUUGUAAUAUCUUAAAACAACAAUUAUCUAUAACUACAUAUACAAUUAUAUUAUAUAUAUAUAUAUAUACAUAUAUAUUAUUAUUAUUAUAAAUAUACAUAAGCGGUUACCAAAUGUCUUGUGGCCAACGACAACAACAACAACACAAAAUAUCUCCACUUGUCCGCGUUAUGCAUUUGGUGAGCUUUUUUGUUGUUGAUGUUGGCCUCCUCCCAUCUAUCUCUCAUGCAAAUGAAAGAGACAAAAACCAUUUACCGCAAUCAGGCCAAUCAUUAAGCAAGCAAGAGAGUAUGUGUAUUUUGAAGAAGCGGUAACAUGAGUUAGACAGAGAAAGAGAGAGAGAGAGAGUAUGUUGUGUGCGUGCGUCGUCGAUCUUCAAUACAUAUGCACUUCGCUCUUGCGCAGUGGUGUGUACAGAAAAUAACGAUAUUGUUAAAAGAAAAUUGUAAAAAAAAUUUUGAACAUAUAUAUUGUUGUGAAUCGUUAGAAAAUUGUUUUUGGUAUAACGUUGAUAAAAAGUGCAAUUCGUGUUACUUGUUGCUAUCUACAUAUAUACCAGUUAAUAAUUCUAU